AUGAGUUCAUUUAGGUCAGUCUCCGCGGUAGAGACAUCAGGUCGGCUUGGUGGUAUGGCUUCUAGGCGACUGUUUGACCAACAACGAUAUGGAGCUGCUCCAUCUUCCACUACUACAACUUCUCCAAGGAGAACACAGAAUUAUUUGGCGCAGAAGAUGGCUGGUGCCUCGUCAUUGAUGCAAUCACGAUUGUUGGCGCGCAGUGUGGGUAAUGUCUCAUUGGCAGCUGAAGGCGAAGUAACGGCAGCAGCGUCACGAUUACAGAAUACCAUCGAUAUGUUGAAGAAAGCCAGUAAUCCUGAUCUGACGCAAACCUCCCUCUACGAAGAUCCUGGAAGCCCGUGUGGUGAGAAAAUGCGACGACGUGGAGCUGUUCAGAAGAAGGUAUUGAAUCGCAUGUAG
Molecule: messenger RNA, 402 nt
Organism: Cooperia oncophora
Lineage: Eukaryota; Metazoa; Nematoda; Chromadorea; Rhabditida; Trichostrongylidae
Source: the annotation of a GenBank genome assembly